Mesorhabditis spiculigera is the source of this 4569-nucleotide messenger RNA. The record is from the annotation of a GenBank genome assembly. Lineage: Eukaryota; Metazoa; Nematoda; Chromadorea; Rhabditida; Rhabditidae.
AUGGCGACUGCCAAGCGGCGCGACGAGCGCCGGAUUUUUGAACACUUUGUUAUCGCAGGAUUAAAGAAAGAUGCCGAACACAUCAGACCGACCGCACAAGAAUGUGGGCGGAGAAACACGGAACCGCUGGCGCCGAUCACCGACAUUUGCGUCAUUUUCCCGGAUCAAGGGGAGACGGUUCCCGACGGGUUUGAGAUGAUCCACUCGACUCCUCUAGCCUACCGUGCCGAUCUGAACCACGGGUCUUUUUUGCGAGGCGCUUCAUGUUUCCUGUGUUUCCGAAGGGGCUAUCAUAAGCCGCCAUUGAUCGACAUUGGCGUGCUAGACAAAGGACGUGGGGAGAAGCCGAUGGUCGACUCGACAACCGUUUUGACCACACCAUUCGGCCGCACGGCAAACGUCAAUAAUUCCUCUAAUGGCAUCUUCCUCACCUACCGUCGGGCCCCGGCCAACAGCGCGCCCAGCCAGUUGGUCGUCACGCACAUUUCUGUGAUCAUUGCCAGCAAGGGCGAAAUCCCACCUCACACCUACUACAAGAUCCCGAAAAAUUUGAACAAGGGUUUUGUCGGCUCCGAGGUCUACAUUUGCUAUAAGAAAUCGUUGGGCUCAGCAAAGCGGUUAGCCUACAAGCCCGCCAUUCUCGAUUACUUCCCGAAAAAGGCGCCUACAGACGAUGAAGAAGACGGUGAGCGGAAUUUGCUGGAAAACGUGCCCCUGUUUUGCCUGCCUAUGGGAGCAUUAAUUGAAUGUUGGUCGAACAAAUGUCAAACUCCCGAGCGUCAAUAUUCAACGUUUGUGCUCACUGACGAGAUGAAUCAAAAAUACUACGGCGCUUCCGUGACCUUCUACGAGAAAUACACCGGGGAUUUGAGUCCGGAGCAGCGGGACAAACUCGGGGUCGAAAUUCCGGAAAACGAGGAGGUUGGCGGUGCGAUGGACGAUACGGCAUCGGCAAAUGACCCGGCUGAGCAGUUUGCCUUCCACACGAACCUGUCAAUAUGCAUCGUCUCGCGCUACCCGUUCUUCCAUCCCUUCAAGCGCUUCUUGUUUUACAUCCAUCGGAUGGCCCGCGCAAGUAAUACGAUACACUCCGUGCCCAUUGAGCGGUAUAUUUCGCAUAUGAUGUACGAAGUCUCGUUCCCCACCCUGCGAAGACCGCGUGUUUUGAUGCAGCUCGGCGCGGAAAUGGUUACAUUUGAGGCCCAGGACGAGCAGCAGCUGCCUCAGUAUGGAGCCGCUCUGUUCGAGGCGCUAAAGAGCCUCGGCGUCGAGAACACGUUGUACCUCUUUUUGCUGGCGCUGCUGGAGCAGAAGAUUUUGAUACACUCGUUGAGGCCGUGGCUUCUGACGGCGGUGGCGGAAACCGUGUGCACGCUGAUGUUCCCCUUCCAUUGGCAGUGUCCAUACGUGCCGCAGUGCCCGCUCAGCUUGGCUGGCGUCCUCCACGCUCCUCUCCCGUUCAUCGCCGGGGUCGAUUCCAGGUACUUUGACCUCUACGAAGACCCGCCCGUCGACGUCACCUGCUUCGACCUGGACACGCAGACGAUCAGCGGCAGCAAGACGCGCCACGAGAUCAAGCUCUCGAUGGUCCCGAAAAAGCCGUUGAAGAAGUUGCGCGCCUCGUUGGACGAGCUUAACAAGCUGAUUCAAAAGCAAGACUUCAACCUCAGCCAGCUGCAAAAGGGAGACUUUGUACGCACCGACGUCGAGCAGCAACUCCAGAUGAAAAAGAAGCAAAUUGAGAUUGGGAUCCAGGAGGCGUGUUUGAAGUUCAUGGCAUCGCUGAUGACGGGCUACCAAUCCUUCCUGCGCCCCAUCGUCUCCGCCCCGUCCAGCAAAUCGGCCACGGACACCGGCAACCUGUUCGAUGUCGAGGCCUUUCUGCGCACGCGUGACAAGGAGAAGCAAGAUUUCUACCGGCGCUUCUGCUCCACCCAGUCGUUCAUCCGCUUCAUCGAGGAGCGCUCAUUCGUCUCCGACAAGUCGGCCUACAACGCGUUUUUCGACGACUGCAUUCAGAAGAUGAUGUUGGCAGAUAUCUCCGGCGGCGAAAUUGGUGCCCUCCUCGAAAUGGACGCCUCUUUGACCUCGAACACCGUCUUCAUCCCGCCGCCCGAGCCGCUGCUCAACCCGGACGGCACGGAGCGCAGCUUCAAAUACACCGAAUUCCCGCGCCAACUCGACCCAACGCUGUUCCAGCUUGACAAGCUGAACAUUGAGCAGAACACCGAGCCGCUGCAAAUUCCGGUGGAAAAGGAAUUCGGGAGAUGCGCAGCCGUGCGUACGAAGCACGAAGUCCGCUCAUCGCUUCUCAUGGCUUCGAACGGGGUCAGGACCCAAAAACUAUACUGGCCCCGGAUCCUGGUCUUCUACGCGUAUUCCCUCUGGUUCAUGCAGCUGCCCUCGAUGUUGGCGCUGGCGAAGAAUAAGCGGAAAACGUUGAGGCUGGCUUUUCACGUCCUUGCCCGACUGGAGGCCACCGAGGUGAUCCCGUUGGACCAGGUGUGCUACCGGAUACUCAUCGAGCUGUGCGGACAAUGCGGAGAACCCCAUCUGGCCGUGCUGGUGCUCCACGCGAUGCGCCGCGCCGGGCUUGAGCAGAACGCUGUGACGUACGGCCUCUACCAUCGGGCGGUGAUGAACGCCGAAUGGCCGGCGGCUGGCCGAGUGAAGGCGGAUCUUUUGUGGCGUCGUUUGAGGAUGAUACUCAUCGGGAUGACACACUUCCGGAAUCGCCGCCGAUUCACCGGCGAGCGAAUGGCCGUUGACUCGGCGUCAGUAUCUGACCCGGGCUACCACAGCGAGGCAACGACAACGCCGGUCUCCGUGGCCAUCGACGAAACGCUAAGGGAGGAGGAUGAGGAAGACCGCUUGCGCACAGCCCCCUUCAUCAUCACCUCCACGCCGUUGGACGAAUCACGGAAAAUGUCGGAGAAUCGCGAGGUGAAGACACCAGAACCGAGCGAAGAGAAGGAAGUGAGAAAUCCGUUGAUGCCCCGCCAUGAGAAUGCCGACCCGCUGGGCGCCCUCCAUCCGGACCGAAAUCAGCAUCACGACCAUGAGAGACAGAAAUCUGCUCCCCCCGACGUUGGAAUGUCGCCAGCCCGUGCCAAGUUUUUGGCCGACCACACCGAGGAGCGGCUGUUCAAGGAGGAGGGCGACAAGAAGCUGGACAAGGAGAAGAAAAGCGGCUGGUUCUCCGGCAUGGGCAAGAACAUCGCCAACAGCCCGUUGAUGAAGAUGAUUCGCAGUCAGACCACCGACCAAUUGGACAAGAAGUCCAUCAAUUCGGACGGGUCGUCGGAUAACGGGACGUCGCUGGGGAAUUUCGUAGCCAGCCCCUCGCUGCAUAACAUUGUCUCGCAAGUCAAAAAGGGAUACGACGAGGUCGUGCGGGAAGGAGGGAUGUCGUCCAAGCUCCGCUCCGGCGUCUCUUCAUUCGUCCAGGAGGUCAAGGGCCUCCAGAAGUCUGCCGGGCUGCUCGGAAGUGGUCAAAUUUUCAGUGAUGAUGCGGAUUCUACAAAUUCCGGCAGCGUCGACGAGCACAACCCUGCCUAUCAACUGGACACCGGGUCCCCGGACUCGCUGCUGAAUGAGGCGUUCUGGAUGCGCGGGCUUUUCGAGGAAGAAGAGGUGCACCCCACCUCCUCUCGCGUGAUGGACGUCUCGUUGUGCGUGGCGACGCUGUGCCCGCAUUGCCAGAUUAUGGUCUACGACGAGGAGAUUAUGGCCGGGUGGAAGGUGGAAGACCAAAACAUGAACACCGAGUGCCCGUACUGCCGCGGCGACGACACCGACCACCAUGGCCUCUUCGCCCCGAUGCUGCACGUCAACUUUGCGUGGAAGAAGGACAGCCGGGUCAGCUGGUACCAGCCGGCGCUGCGGAAGCCGGACGCCGAUGCUUCUGCUGUGAAUGAAGAGGCCGAAGCCAGUGAACCGCCUGCCCCGCUCACCGUCGCCUUCGUGUCGCCCGUGGUGUUGCGCAGAGAGCUGGAGACGCUCGUGCACCAGGAUAUGCAGGCUCUAACGGACAAAUCCAUCAUGGAAACCCAUCCGGUCAUCUUCUGGAAUUUGGUGUACUUUUUGAAGCGGUUGGCCCUUCCGUCUCACUUCAUCUCCUGGCUUGGACCCAACGUACACGUGCGAUGUGUCUACGACCGGCCAAACUAUCACCCGGAUGCUCCUCCACUGUACAUUAGCAACCCCAGGAAUCAGCACCUGGUCACCAACAACUCUCACGGCUCGCGGGAGUCCUCGCGGCAACUCGUGACGACGGCCGUCGGCGAGAGCAACAUGUUCAAGGCGAUCCAGGCGCUCGUCAACGAGUCGCGGAACGUUCAGGACACCGUCGUCUCGCUCGGCACCCAUUUCCCGAUUUUUAGGGACAUCCAAUUCGCAUCUCUCGACGAAUUCGGCCGAGCCCUCAACCGAUGCAAUCUGGACGAGGCUUAUCAGCGGGAGUUCGAGCGGUUGCCCCCGAGGAUACAACCCCUCCUUCCGCUCCAGGACUUCCCACAGGCCGUCCUCAACCGCGCUUGCCGAAUGAUCUUCAUCCCUCUCGAUCUGUAU